UUCUGGCUGUGUGAGCUCUAGCGCGGUGACAGAUGGCGGAGCCCUCCUCCUCCUCCACCUCCUACCUCCUCCUCCUUCUCUCUCUCUCUCUUUCCUCUUUCCCCCUCUCUCUCUAUGUCUCUCUUCCCCCGCAGGCAAAUCUCUCCGAAUGCGGGCGCAUGUCAAUCACCGAGCUCUCAUGUGAUGGCUCUUGCCGGUGACGUGCCAGCCAUAUGGGCGCUGGCAUCACAGCCUUAGCUGAGCUACCAUGUUGACACGGCUUUUCAGUGAUCCCUCGCUGCUGCCCGAUGUGCAGAAAUACUCGGGCUGGGCGGACAGCGAGGACGAGGAUUCCAAAAUGAAACAUGAGGAUCGGGACAACCAGGACGACACGGCUGGAUCCGAGCUGAGAGAAGACAGCCGGACGCAGUCUGAACAUGCCGAGGACGACGACGAAGACGACGAGGGCGACGAGGACGACGAGGUGGAGGAGGAGGAAGAGGACGACGGAGAGGAUACAGAGGGGGACAGGCCCAAGAAAAGGGGCCCCAAGAAGCGCAAAAUGACUCCGGCCCGUGUGGAGCGCUCCAAGGUGCGGCGGGUGAAGGCCAACACGCGGGAGCGGACCCGCAUGCACGACCUGAACUCUGCGCUCGACAAUCUGCGUAAAGUGGUGCCCUGCUAUUCAAAAACGCAAAAACUUUCCAAAAUCGAGACGUUGCGGUUGGCCAAAAAUUACAUCUGGGCCCUGUCGGAGAUAUUGCGGUCUGGGAAAAGGCCCGACCUUGUGGCCUACGUCCAGACGCUGUGCAAGGGACUCUCCCAGCCGACGACCAACCUGGUGGCGGGAUGCCUGCAGCUGAACUCCCGUAAUUUCCUCACCGAGCAGCAGUGUCAAGACGGGGGGAGGUACGGUUCCGGCUCCUUCCCCAUGCAUUCCUACCCAUACCAGUGUGCGCGUCUCUCCAGCCCCCACUGCCCGCCGGGCUCGGGGUCGAACUCGCAUCCGCUGAGAACGCACGGCUACUCCUCAGCUUACGACUCAGUGUACGCUGGGAGCGGAUCCCCGGAGUAUAACAGCCCCGAGUAUGAGGGUCCCCAAAGCCCGUGUGCCAAUGGGAACUUUUCCCUGAAGCACCAAGGCUCCGCGUCCCCCGACCACGAGAAGGGGUACCACUACUCUAUGCAUUACUCCGGCCUGCCUGGCUCCAGGCCCACUGGGCCCCACAAUCUGGGGUUUGGCUCAUCGGGGGCCCGGACCGCCAUUCACUCUGAAAACGUCCCGCCUUACCACGACAUGCACUUACACCACGAACGGGCCCCCGUGUAUGAUGAACUCAACGCGUUUUUUCACAAUUAAAAUGAGAAGUCUGUCGUGCGUCCCCUGCAAUCGACGAUCUAACCACGGCACACGUUUUAAAGAGCUUACCCGCCAGGAUUCAGGCAUUCUGGAGAGAUGUUUCACUCGUUGUCAUUUGUGUUUUAUGUUCCUUUUUUCCCGUCUUAACCUUUUAUUUCGCUAUAGUCCGAGAUGUAGUGGAGGGUAAUCCAUCCAACCCACAAUCGUAUCCUGUGCAACAGAAUCUGUCCAGCUGUUCGAGCUGAAAUAAAUGAGAUAUCAUAUCACGGACUGUGAUGACAAUAUUAAUGCUAUUUUAAAAUGUGAUUUGUGUUUGUAUCGGUGGUUGUUUGCAUUUUGAUGACUGGAAGUUGUUUAUUUACCACUACGUCACUGGCUACAGCUACACCUUGACAUUGGCGGUGAUUUUCUAAACUUGUGAAAUUAGAAAUAACUCAAUAAACAAGCUAAUGCAAAUCACAUGUAUACUUGAAUUGAUGAAAUAUAAGGAAAUGUAAAGGGAAAUACUGAACCAACAACAAUAAGUGCUAGUUGAGUUGUUUUAGAAAAUUCUGUGCUCCAGCAAAUCAAUCGCUUGACAUCUAUGCAAAACCCAACGAGAUAGAGAGAGAGAGAGAGAGAGAGGCAACAAGGCCCAGAAAGACACUGUAUGUUUCAUCAGCACUGUUGCCAAACACACACACACACACACACGCGCGCACACGCACACACACACACACACACACACAUACUCUGGAAUGAACACCCAAUGAAUCAGACAAUAGGGCUGGCCAAAAAAAAGAAAAAAUAAUUAAUCUAAAUAAAAUGAAAUCAGACAUUUCUUUAUUUUCUUUUUCAUUUUGUAUUCUUAUUUAUUUAUUCAUAGACUUAUUCCUCUAAUUGAGCCAUUGUACUGUUUAUACAUUUUGGUUCAACAUUUUUAUUUUUAAUGCUGUGUUGAAUAGGUUAUUAUUAUGAUUACUAUUAUUAUCAUUCUUCUUGUUGCACGAAUUUAUUGUGUUGUUUUUUUGUAAUUAAUGUUAAUAUUCAAUGGAAAUGAAGGGAUCCCAUGUGCUGCUGAGCAUUUCUUUCAUAACAUUCAAGACGUUCAACUUUGUAUUCAACCAACUGUGUGGUAAAUAA
Messenger RNA from Pseudoliparis swirei, 2461 nucleotides. RefSeq names its product neurogenic differentiation factor 2-like. The record is from RefSeq and is a predicted model, not a curated record. The transcript has 2 exons. The coding region runs from base 248 to 1339 and encodes 363 amino acids. Lineage: Eukaryota; Metazoa; Chordata; Actinopteri; Perciformes; Liparidae. Gene Ontology annotation, molecular function: protein dimerization activity. Gene Ontology annotation, biological process: nervous system development; regulation of DNA-templated transcription.